Messenger RNA from Linum trigynum, 339 nucleotides. Lineage: Eukaryota; Viridiplantae; Streptophyta; Magnoliopsida; Malpighiales; Linaceae. The record is from the annotation of a GenBank genome assembly.
AUGCCAUCCUGGGCCCUUGUGCGCAUAGUGUGCGUGCGCUGGGGAGGAGGUGUCAGGCCUGGAGUGGAGACGGGCCCAGAUGGGGGUGUGGCAGGGUCGGGCGAUGUAGUGAAAGACGACCCGGGUGAUGAAGAAUCCACGGUUGGGGACGCUGCUGCAGGGGGAGUGGGCAUGGGACGGACCAGCGGGAGAGAUGGGCUUGGUGGAGCGGCCUGGUACAGUGGUGAUAGUGGAAGUGGAAUCGAGCAGCCAAGAAUCAACCAAAGGGGGUGCAGGGAGGUUGUGUGCUUAAAACCUGGAAAAGUGGACUCAACAAACACUACAUGUCUAGAUAGAUAG